Neltuma alba is the source of this 1155-nucleotide messenger RNA. RefSeq lists its product as uncharacterized. The transcript has 7 exons. The record is from RefSeq and is a predicted model, not a curated record. NCBI's taxonomy places the organism in Eukaryota, Viridiplantae, Streptophyta, Magnoliopsida, Fabales, Fabaceae. Gene Ontology annotation, molecular function: single-stranded DNA binding. Bases 243 to 587 code for a protein of 114 amino acids. Gene Ontology annotation, biological process: double-strand break repair via homologous recombination. Gene Ontology annotation, cellular component: Shu complex.
GUUUAUGGGGCGAGGCGUUUUUCUGGAGGGCUUGGCCGCACCCACCUGAAGAAAUUGAAAAGCUGCCGAAUCUGCUUCUCCUCUCAGGUCCCAAAUUCGCGGAGUGGUUUAUUACGUUUUGAAGUUUAUAUUGCCCACAGUUCGGAAGGGUAUCAUGUAGUUUCCCUUCUUUUGAAAACGACUUCAAGUUUUGUGAAUUUCAGGGCAUUGAUGGGUCUUCUGAUGUCUUCAACCGUAUACAAAUGAAGUAUGUUAAUGGCGAUGAGGACAUCAACAAGUACUUUUCUGCCUUCCAUCUGUAUGAUGUAUUGCCUGCUGCUGUUAUAAUUGAUGAUUUUGCUGAUUUCUUUGAUAACAGGAGCUGCCAAGAACGACACUGUAAUCCCCGUGUAAGAGAUUUGGCGAUGGUCAGUAGUCUAGCUUUAUGUCACAAUCCAAUUACUUAUGCAAAUCAAAAAGGAUCUUGCAAGCUUCUAUUAUCAGAUACAUACCAUGGAGGCUCCUCCAGGUUGCAUUUCAUCUAUAAGAAAUGGUACCCUCCAUUUUUACAAUCAAAGAAGGAGAUGAAGCCAGAUCAUUCAUUCUAAAAAAUAGGAGUUCUUCAGGAACUCAGAACCCUAAUAGGACAAAAGUUGCCAAGUACUCCAUAGCUCUUCAGUAUCUGUUCUUAGAGAGAAUUGUUGAAGAUCAAACAGACUAAAUUUUUCAUCAUUUGGAAAAUCACGACGUUGUGCUAUCUCUAACCCGAUGAUGCUGAUACUGAUUGGUUCCUUUUCAGCGAGCACACUUGUAUCUCUGCACACAUCCACUGAACUAACCAUGUGAUUCUCAAGAUAUUAGUAGCUUAAUUUCUGUUUGUAAGUUCCCUAUUUUUCUUAUCACUUAGUUGAGUUCUAUACUUUACGAUGGACUACCUAUUUAUUAAGCUAAUCUGGGGCACAGAAUGGUGCCACCAAGUGACAUCACCAACAAGAAAACUCAUGUACUUUGGCUCUUAGAUUAUGGUGGUUUGGCAAAGCUGGUUUCCGCAAUUUAUCAAUUAUGAGUAGCAGAAUAUCCACAAAAGGUGACAAAUAAAAGGGACGAGGGUGAUACUGGUACAAGGUAGCUGAAUUGCGUGUUAUCUCAAUCUCAAAUGUAAGGGGCUUUUUGUUU